AUGGUGGAUUUGCAUCACAGUGAUGAUGAUGCUUGGGUUGAUCUGGGCCCUGAGAUCUCCCCUGCCCCUCAAAAGCCAGUUGUUGGUAACAAAAGAAAAGCUCAGCGGACAUGUCCUCAGAUGUCCAAGAACCAGCCCAAGCCCAAAACCCAAAAGCGCAAGCUGCCUUCUGCAAGUGCAGAGCUAGAGCUGCCAUCUGAUGAUGAUGGUCUAGUCCUUGACCUGCCAGGGCGGGCUCCAGUGGUUAAGGACACUGAACAUCAGGUAUGUGAUUGCGAGGACUCUUCAUUGAAGGCUGCUGCAUCCCGUGUUGCAUCAGUGGUUGACAACAAGUACAUAGACCUCUUAGACAUCCUGAAAGGCCAAGUUCCUUGUGCUGUGGAGAUGCGAUGCCACCUUUGGGAGAUCUUUUCUGUACCAAGGUGCACCCCCAGAGUUCGUGAAUUGGGUGGCCGUGCACGCCGGAGCUAUGAUAUCAAGCAUUAUUGGGACCUAUCAGCAGAAAGUUUCCAGCGCACAACCAUGCAGGAUGUGUUGCUCCUUAAACCUUUGUGCUUGUUCAUGAGUCCACCAUGCACAAUGGUGUGCAGCAUGCAGCACAGUAACUGGCGCCGGAUCAAGCACAAGGACAAGUUCAUGUGCUUGAAAGAAGCGCUUGACUUCAUUGACUUCUGCGCUUGGCUGGCCUUGCUCCAGCUGACCAUGGGCUUGUUCUUUGCUUUGGAGCACCCGGAGAAAUCCUUAGCGUGGGAUCGGGCUUCGGUGCAGAACCUUACCAAGAAGGAUGGUGUGAAGAAGGUCACCUUUGACCAGUGCAUGUUUGAUCUCCGGGCUCCCUCAGGGAAGUUCCUGCGGAAGAGAACAUGUCUACUUACAAACAGCAAUGCCAUUGUCAUGGCCUUUGACAAAAAGUUCUGUGGUGGCCAUCAGGAGCACCAACGGGUGGAAGGCUCAGAAUGUGGCCAGAAGAGGUCUCUACUUGCACAGGUGUACCCAGGGCCAAUGGUGGAUGCCAUAGCUCAUGCUGUGCUGCUAGAAGGCAGCAGAGACAAGGAGCGCAAUCUGGAUGCUGUGAUGUCUGGUUCACCUAAAGGAGAUGAAUCCACAACAGCAGCUGGAAGUGACAUGCUGUCCGAUUCAACCUUGCCUUUGGACUCGGUGUUUGAGACCCUGUAUGACUCAGUGUGCAAAGAAAUUGAAAGUGCUGGAGGACCACGCCAGUACUUGCAUGCUGAAUUCCCUGUCCGCAGUGAGAGGGCAAAGGGCAUUGCCAAGGUAAUGGAGGUGGCACUGGGGAUGUGUGAAGACGUUGACUAUGCUACAGACUACCCUUUGCCAGUAUGCUUCUCUGGAGCAGAAGAUGAACAAGCACCGUUCUUUCUUCCAUUGGGGGCUUUCUCAGCUGAAGCAGAGAGCUCACUCAGGGAGCCACCAUCCCUUGAUGUUGCAAUCAAACUCAUCAACAACUUCCACAAGCAUGGAUUUCAAACUACAGGUGUCCCUAUUCUGAUUCGGCUGGAGACAGCGAGCCUUCCAGACAGUGGUGAGAUUGAGCCCGGCUCCAUUUACUUCCUGAAGGGUGCUGCCAGGAUCCAAACAGCCAUGGCUGUGGUUGUGGCUUUGCGCAGGAUGGGUCAUGAGGUGCCAUUGAUUCUGAAGAAGUCUCUCCAACGCAUCAAGUGCAAGCACAUCAGGCUCAGAGACCGUCAAGCUGAACUGUUCUACAACAUGAAGAAGAGUUCCUCUGAUGCGAUCCGGCGUGCGCCAAGUGCAAUCUCAUGGGUAUUUAGCUUGGUCAACCUGUCAGCGUGGGGCCAUUCUGAUUCCCAGUCCCUCAUCAAGGCAUGGAACGAUGAUGCUGCAAAACAUGACCGCAUUGCUGGCUACAAGUACCAGGCUGUUAAGACCAUCCUAGAGCUCCCUGAAGCUGCUAGGAACAUAAUCCUUGGCACAGUCAGCCUGUAUGGUUGGGAGGGUUGCCCCUACACGGAUGAUGCACUGGGAUCGAAAAAGCUUCUGGUUGGCUACAACUCCAAAUCUGGCAAGCUCUCCAGAACAUCCCCCUGGACAACAAGAUUGAAGAACACCAAGGAGUCUGUGGUUCUUCUCUUCAGGAUGGUCCACAAUCAGUACACCAACAUGCCACCCAAUCACAGGAAAAAGUUGACCAAGAGCCAGCUAGAAGAGAAGGCUGAGAUUACUGCCCUUGCCUGUUCUAUUGUGGAUGAGCUCACGUCCCAGGUUCCCAAUGUUGCCCCGGUCCUUGAGGAGAAGUUCUUGGAGCGGCUCCGGCGUGGAGACCCCGGUCUUGAGAUGGAGCUCGGAUCGGCCUGCUCUGCAAAAGAUGACAAGUGGGGGCCACGCGACAACGGGUGUAUUCUGGAGAUAUUGAAUGGGCUGACUGCUGGGAAAGGUGAGGCGAUCACUGGUUCAAGUGAGGCUGCUCUCUUCAAGUCUGCCACUGACCUCGAUGCAGCUAGCUACAUGCUGGCCUUAGAGGAAAUUGCAUAUGAUGAGCGAUGCCUCCAGGUGUACUUGGGUAAAAUGAGCAACCAUGAGGUCCGCAUCACCCAGUUGAAGGAGCAAUGGAACCGGAAGAGGCAAGAAGGAGCCAAGGAGGCUGUCCACAAGUGGGUGGACCAACAUGUGGAUGCAAACACAUGGCCUUCCAAGUUUGAUGCUGGGACAGCUUUGAGCAUGAUGCGGAGCAUUGAGGAGGCUGCAUCCAGGUGGCGAGAUUCAAUGAAGUGCCGGAACAUUGCCCUGCUCUUCAUUUGCAACUAUGCAUCUCCCAGUCUCAUCAAGAGUGACAUCACUGCUGCCACCUUCAGCAUGGUUGGCCACAUGCUUGGCUCAGAGUUUGGUCCACAAGCAUGUGGGCUGCUGCUAUGCCCGGUCUACUCAUACCAGAAACAUCAUUUGUUUCUUGAAGAGCAUGCUUUGCUCAAGAUGCUGAGCAACAAUUCGUGUUCUGUGGAUACCCUCUUCCAGCUCAAUUUUGACAUCAAGUCCAAGACAGACCAAAGAGAUCAGCGUCCUAUGGCAUACAAUGGCCGGUUUCUUGCUCCAGCCAACGCAGGAAGCGAUUGGGCUUGGCGUGAGUCUACCCUCUUUAAGCUUCGUCGCAACACGAAUGAGGCUUUGCAGCUGGCAAGCAAGCAAAUGGUGAUUCAGGAAGACAUGAACCCGAAGGCCCUUCUUAGCACAGAUGCUGGAACUUUACAUGGCGCCCAAAAGUAUGCCCAGAUUGGCUCUGAUGCAGCCCGGAAGCUGUUGUCAUCUGCGCUGGAGGGUGUGAACUUUGGGAAUCACACAUCCCUUCUUGUGGUGGACACAACGCCGCUGGUUGGAAACUUCUUUGAGGCCUACCUGGAGGUGUCCAAAGAUACCAACGUGCCCAUGAAGUAUGUUCCACUUUUUGCAGAUGAUGGGCAUCAGGAAUGGUUUUCUGGCUAUUUUCACCAAGAGCUGACCAAGCGCUUCCUGCAGGACUCUUUGAAAAUCCCUGGCUUCCCUCUCAACCCCCCUGCGGAGCACAUGGAAUCCAAGCCGGAGCCUCCUGCCUUGAAGCGGUGCUUGUGGGGCAAGGUGAAGAAUGAGAUCCGCACCAUUGAGCUCCCUGAGGAUGAGGUCAAGAAGUGGUGGAGCAAAGAUGAAUGGAAGUGCUUUGUCCAAGAGUUCCAGGAGCGGCACCCUCCAGUGAAGCAGCUUGAGAAAGAGGCCCCCAAGGCUUCUGAUUCAGUUUCUGCAGCUGUGCCUGUCAAGCGCAAAUUGGAGGUGGACAUCUCCAAGCACUUGCGGGAUGGAGGGAGUGCACCUGGCGGAGUCAAGGUGGCACAGGUGCAGAUCAUCAAUGCCAGGUUUCCAGCUGAUGUGAAGAGCCAGGACCUUCCAACUCUUGUGGUUUCUGAUGGCGGGCCAUAUGUGGAGAAUGCCACUGAGCACCCGGUGACCUUUCCUGCUGGUUCCAUCCUGGCUGGGUGGGGCAAGGGCAAGUUCCGUGAUGGCAGCGAACAGAAGUGCAAAGACAAUGAACUUGAGUUUACCUGUGGUGCUGAGACAUAUGGCAUGAUGGACAACAAACUGAACCUCCUCACCGACUUGCUGACUGCAGAGCAGAAGGUCUUGGUCUUGGGCUCUGGCGGACUGACCAUUGGCCAAGCCGGCGAGUUCGACUAUUCGGGCAGUCAAGCGAUCAAGGCACUCAAGGAAGCCGGGAUUAUGUCAAUCCUCAUCAAUCCGAACAUUGCCACGGUGCAAACAUCUGCAGGAAUGGCUGAUAGAACCUAUUUCCUGCCAGUGACGCCUGAAUUUGUGGUGAAGGUCAUCGAGCGAGAGAAGCCCGAUGGAAUUUUCGCGGCCUUUGGUGGACAGACGGCUUUGAACUGCGCCGUGAAGCUUUACCAAGCUGGAGUCUUCGAAAAAUACAACGUCAAGGUGCUUGGAACUCAGAUCGAUGCCAUCAUGAAGACUGAGGAUCGUGAGCUCUUCAGUCAGGUGGUGGACGCCUGUGGUGAGAAGAUCGCAGAGUCCUCCUGCUGCGACUCGGUGGCCGAGGCGGCGGCCGCGGCUGCAGAGAUCGGCUAUCCCGUGCUGGUGCGGGCGGCGUAUGCGCUGGGCGGCCUUGGCAGCGGCUUCGCCAACGACGAAGAGGAGCUGCGGAAGCUGGUGACCGUGGCCUUGGUGAACAGCCCGCAGGUCAUCGUUGACAAGUCAUUGAAGGGUUGGAAGGAGCUUGAGUACGAAGUGGUGCGUGACAAGAACGACAAUUGCAUUACGGUUUGUAACAUGGAGAACUUUGAUCCCAUGGGCGUCCACACCGGUGAGUCCAUUGUCAUUGCGCCGUCCCAGACCUUGAACAAUGAGGAGUACUACAGGUUGCGCCAGUGCGCCCUGAAGAUCAUUCGACAUUUGGGCAUUGUGGGAGAGUGCAACAUCCAGUAUGCCGUCGACCCGAAGAGCUCCGAGUUCCGCAUCAUCGAGGUGAACGCUCGGCUGAGCCGCAGCAGUGCGUUGGCCUCGAAGGCCACCGGAUAUCCCUUAGCUUACGUGGCUGCCAAGUUGGCUUUGGGACAUGAUUUGGUGCAGCUCAGGAACAGUGUGACUCGAUGCACCACGGCGUGCUUCGAGCCAUCCUUGGACUACGUGGUGGCAAAGGUGCCUCGUUGGGACUUGCAAAAGUUCUCCACCGUGGAUGCCCGGAUUGGCUCGGCCAUGCAGAGUGUGGGCGAGGUCAUGGCUAUCGGCAGGACUUUCGAGGAGACCAUCCAAAAAGCCCUCCGUAUGGUUGAUGAGACUAGCCUUGGGUUCGACCCGAUCCGCUUCGACUUGGAGCUCAAUCGUCGAAAUGCACACAACUGCAGUGGCACCAACUUGGAUGCCGAGCUCAAGAAGGAGCUUAGCAACCCAACUCCAGUUCGCAUGUGGGCCAUUGCCAAAGCCUUCGAGCAGGGAAUGGGGGUUGAGGAAGUUCAUGCGUUGACCAACAUUGAUCGAUGGUUCCUUUCGAAGCUCCAUGGCCUCCAUGAGAUCAAAGGCACCAUGAGGACCAUGGACAUCUACGAGCUGCGCAGCAAUCCGUUGCUUUUGAAGGAGGCGAAGAUCAGAGGUUUCUCGGAUCGGCAGAUCGCAUCGUUGAUCUCAGUGCCAGAUAGAAUCCUGGACUGCGCUCCUUCUCCAGCUCUUCUUCCCAUUGACCAUGGUUCACAGCGAUAUACCGGUGGUCCUGUCACGGAGGCUCACAUCCGUUUCCUCCGCAAGAAGCUUGGCAUUGUGCCCAUGGUCAAGCAGAUUGACACUUUGGCGGCCGAGUACCCAGCAGAAACCAACUAUUUGUAUUUGACCUACUCUGGUCAAGAGCACGAUGUGGCUUUGGUGGGCAGCGACAAGCAAUGCUCGGACGUGCAAAUCACCGACUUGACCCCGGCCAUUCCGGAGCCCCUCACGUUGAAGCCCGAGGGCGAGGGCCGGGAGCGCUUGGGCCGCGAGGGCGAGGAGAGCGAGUCGCGGAUCAUCGUGCUGGGCUGUGGCCCCUACCGCAUCGGCAGCAGCGUGGAGUUCGACUGGUGCAGUGUCUCCUGUGUAAGGACCUUGCGAUCCUUGGGACACAAGGCUAUUGUCAUCAACUGCAACCCAGAGACGGUGUCCACGGAUUUCGACGAGUCAGAUCGACUCUACUUCGAGGAGCUCAGCCAUGAGAAGGUCAUGGACAUCGCUGAACUGGAGACGCCACGGGGUGUGGUGGUCUCCGUGGGCGGGCAGACGCCGAACAACCUGGCGCUCGGCUUGCACCGUUGCGGCGUCCGGAUCCUGGGGACCUCGGUGGAGGCCAUCGACGCCUGCGAGGACCGCAACAAGUUCUCCCAACUCUGUGACCAGCUCCGCAUCGACCAGCCCGAGUGGUCCGAGUUUGCCACCCUGGAGGAGGCGCGGCGUUUCUGUACCACUGCUGGCUUUCCGGUCUUGGCGCGGCCCUCCUAUGUGUUGAGCGGCGCAGCCAUGCGUGUGGUCACAAAUGAUGAUGAUUUGGACGUGUUCUUAAAAACUGCCGCUGUGGUGAGCAGGGAUCAUCCAGUGGUGAUCUCCAAGUACAUUGCAGGUGCAAAGGAAGUUGAAAUGGAUGCUAUCGGUAACAAUGGUGAUUUGGUGAACUAUGCCAUCGCAGAGCACAUUGAGAACGCUGGUGUCCACAGUGGGGAUGCGACGCUGCUUCUGCCAGCGCAGCGUCUCUUUGUCGAGACUCAUAGACGGGUCAAGAGCAUCUCGCAGAAGUUGUGCAAAGCUUUGAAGAUUUCCGGGCCCUUCAACAUCCAGUUCAUUUGCAAGGACAACGAAGUGAAGGUGAUUGAGUGCAACCUCCGUGCUUCUCGCUCCAUGCCCUUCAUUUCAAAGACCUACAAUGUGAACUUCAUUGAGCUGGCCACUCGCAUCAUGACGGGUUUGCCGGUUCGUUCGGCCAUCAUCCAGCCAAUGGACAUAGACUUCGUUGCUUGCAAGUGUCCGAUGUUCUCCUUUGGACGCCUGAAGAACUCCGACCCACGCCUGGGCGUGGAGAUGUCCUCCACUGGUGAAGUGGCAUGCUUUGGUGUGAACGCCCAUGAAGCCUUCCUGAAAGGCAUGGUGGCUGCGAACUUCAAGCUUCCACUGAAGAACAUCGUGAUCUCUAUUGGUCCCAACGGUGCCAAGCAAGAGUUCCUGAGCAGUGGUGCGGCAAAGCAGCUUCAGGACAUGGGCUUUAGCCUUUUCGCCACCAAAAGCACGCAUGAUGUUCUGUCCAAGCAAGGCUUUGCUUGCAGCCUGGUCUACAAGCCUUUGAUUAAGAGGGAACCCAACGUGUUGACCUUGCUCCAAGCUGGGAAGAUGGAUCUCGUGAUCAACGUCCCAGACUCCAUGGAUUCCAACGGCAUGACGGAUGGCUUCAAGAUGCGCCGAGGGGCGAUCGAGGCCGGCGUUCCACUGAUCACCGAUAUCAAGACGGCGAUCAUGGCCUGUGCCGCGAUGCACAAGAAGUGGCUCCGGGAAAGCAGUGGCAAAGAAUUCUGGGAUGUGUGCUCUUGGCAGGAGCAUGCGGAAAUCGUGGAAAGGCUCAAUUGA
Messenger RNA from Durusdinium trenchii, 7593 nucleotides. Lineage: Eukaryota; Dinophyceae; Suessiales; Symbiodiniaceae. The record is from the annotation of a GenBank genome assembly.